Molecule: messenger RNA, 1983 nt
Organism: Durusdinium trenchii
Lineage: Eukaryota; Dinophyceae; Suessiales; Symbiodiniaceae
Source: the annotation of a GenBank genome assembly
CAGCUGACCAGAUUUGAUCCGUGUGAGUGCACCAGUUUGGAUGGCCCCUGCAGCCAUUUUUUGGGCGGGCUCAAGGGUAUUUUCCUCAGACUGCGAAGCAGCCCGUGUCUUUUUUCGAACCUGAUGCCCUUGGAGAGCCCAGGCAUUUUUGCUUGGCCUAGCAUGGUGUCCUCACAAGAGGACAUCCUCACUCUGGUGCCCAAAGACCGAAGGCUUCCGCCACUGCGCAGCUUCCAGCGCCUGAUUGAGGAGCUGGUAGCAGUUCAUACCCAGGAGGUGGACCUGCUUCAAACGGAAAUAGAGCAACUACGGCAGUCCAUACCGAGUGGGUCGCCCCUGUUGUCACAUGGAAACUCCCAGGAGAACCUGGCGCCGCCAGAGAUUUUGGGCCUGUCUCCACCAAUCGAGGAAGUGGUUCAUGACGAGCAGUUGGUUGUGGAGCCUGCAGAGUCCCCAAUACGAUCUGCCAAGACCUUCGACAUCGCUACGGCCAGCCGCGCGUCAAAGGCAUCAUUCAUGUCGACAGGGUCUAAUCCCUUGGACCUGGACUCCGACUCCAGCGACGAGCAGCCGAAUGAGCAAGAGGUCGCGCGGAUGAGUCGGAUACAGGCCUUUUUCCUCAGUAGUUCCUUUGAGUCAAUGGUGGCCAUUCUUCUUUUCAUUAACAUUUGUGUAAUGGCAAUGCAGCUGCAAUUCCUGGGGCUGCAAAACGGGUACAACAUUGGUAUCGAAAGGUAUAGCACUCCGCCAGACCAGGCGUGGCCCUAUGCGGAUACCGUUUUCUUCAUUUGCGACAUCACCUUCGCUGCCCUGUUUACGCUUGAGAUGAUGAUCCGCCAGUUCUACCUGCGACUCACGUUCUUCAAGUACUUCUUGAACUGGCUGGAUUUUCUGGUGGUUUGCAGCUCAUGGAUUGAGUUGUUUGCUGCCGGCCUGCCCAUCAACCCCACUUUCCUGCGCAUGCUCCGCUUGGGGAAGCUUCUACGAGCGAUUCGUGUUGUCCGCAUGUCGCAAGUCCUGGAAUCCUUGCAGUUGCUUUUGAAGUGCAUUGCAGCCAGUGUGAAAAUACUCUUUUGGUCUUUGUUUCUUUUAAUGAUCAUUCAGAUCAGCGCUGGUAUGAGCAUUAGCUAUUUGGUCAGUGAAUAUUUGGUGGAUCCAACCGUGGAUAUCAAGAAUCGGGAAGCCGUUUUUAGAUACUAUGGAUCCUUUACGAAGACCUUACUGACAAUGUUUGAGGUCCUUUUUGCAAAUUGGGCUCCGCCCUGCCGGGUGCUGAUCGACAAUGUGAGCGAGUGGUACGCUUUAGUCUUCGUCAUCUACAGGUGUUUUGUUGGAUUCGCAGUCUUGAAUGUUGUUAACGCCGUCUUCGUCCAAUCCACCAUGAAGGUGGCCCAGGCAGACGAGGAAUUCAUUUUGUUGGAGAAGAAGAAGGCUGAGCAAGCCUAUCGACGAAAGGUCAACUCUCUCUUCAGACAGGUGGAUACGUCAGGCGAUGGCAAGAUCGACGCACAUGAGUUCAAGCGACUGCUGAAGGCGCCGAAGUUGCAAGCUUGGCUGACGCAGCUGGAGAUCGAGACCAAUGAUCUUUGGGGCCUCUUCAAGAUGUUGGAUCAAGGCGAGGGUGAGAUCUCUUUGAAAGACUUCGAGGAUGGGACCAUGCGAAUCAAAGGCCUGGCGCGGAGCUACGACGUGGCGCAGCUGCAAAUCUCCGUGCAGCGGAUUCAGCAGAAGCUGGAGAACUUGUUGACCGAGAGGACUGGCGAGAGGAGGGAUGUAAAUGAUCGGCAUGACUACUUGUCAUACUACUAGGUUUCACCUGUGCUGAAGCUUCAGGUAUGAUGGGCGCCCAGUGAUGCCCAGUGAUCCAAAAAGACUUCAGCCAGCUGAUAUCCCGGCUGAGGGAUUUUCGGGGGGUGGCCACCGUUCCGCUUUUACUUUUGUGCAGUUCUUACAUGAAUUGUCCUUGCAAAGUCAAAACCUCAA